AUGGAGAACUUCUCGAGGUCUAAAGAGUACUGGUCUGUCAUUAAAUCUAGUAUAGUACUACUAGCAGUUGGCGUGACACUCAUAGAUGCACAAAAAACAGAGAUUGAAGGACUAAAGUUAAAAGAUUUGAAGUUGGCCCCAAAGCAUGAUUAUGUUGUUUGCUCAAUCGAAGAAUCGAAAGAUGUAGAUGAGCUUUCACUUGAUAAACUCCAAAGCUCAUUAUUGGUCCAUGAACAAAAGAUAAACCAAAGUUCCACUACGGAUGAGCAAGCUUUACAAGCUUUUACCCUUACUCAGUUCUCAAAUUCUAGAGGAAGUGGUAAAGAUGUCAUAUAUUUGGUCAUUAUCGACUGUUAUACUAAACUUCCCAACAACAAAGAAAAAGGGAAGAAAUCGAAUUUUAUAGAAAACAAGAAAGUAGAAACUCUGUUAAUGGCUUUUCAUGUCAAUAAGGAACCUAAGUCAGAUGUUUGGUAUGUGGAUACGGGCUGCUGUAACCACAUGUGUGGAAGUAAGUCUUCUUUUACUUGCUUAAAUGAAGACUUUAAUUCUAAAGUGAGCUUUGGUGAUUUUUCUAUUGUGAAAGUAAUGGGAAAAUGUGAUAUUAAUAUUCGAACCAAGAAUGGUUUUGUAGAAACAAUUUCCAAUAGUUUUUAUGUUCUUGACUUGAAAAGUAAUUUGUUAAGUACUAGUCAGUUGCAAGAAAAAGGUUAUGAGAUAUUUAUUAAAAAAAGUGCUUGUGAGAUAUAUGAUCCUUCAAGAGGAGCAAUUGCUGUUGUUCAGAUGAGUUCAAAUAGGUUGAUUCCUUUGAAGAUAAGAACAUUUCAACCUUGUUUAAUGGUUGAAAUAAAAGACCCCUCAUGGCUUUGGCAUUUUCGCUAUGGCCACUUGAAUUUUGGCAGAUUAAAGACUCUCCAAUAG
Camellia sinensis is the source of this 921-nucleotide messenger RNA. The record is from RefSeq and is a predicted model, not a curated record. NCBI's taxonomy places the organism in Eukaryota, Viridiplantae, Streptophyta, Magnoliopsida, Ericales, Theaceae.